CGAAGAAAUCUUGCACGCCACGGAGAUGGCCAAAAAGGUGGAAGGCUCGUUCCAAAGUCUCACGAAGCCCUCGAGUAGGCCACAAUUGAUUUGGGGAACAAUUAUCCAAAUCCUCCAGCAAUUCACUGGUAUCAACGUGAUAACGUUUUAUGCUCCGGUUCUGUUCCAAACUAUGGGUUUUGGUAGUGAUGCCUCGCUUCUGUCUGCCGUGGUCACGGGUCUUAUAAAUGUGGUGUCGACCUUCAUUGCGAUUUUUACCGUGGAUAGAUGCGGGAGAAAGGUAUUGCUCAUCGAGGCAGCAAUUCAGAUUCUCGUCGCCCAGUGUACCAUGGGCAUCACACUCGCGAUACACCUGAAAUCCACCAACGAAAUUCCAAAAGGAUACGCCCUUUUCGUGGUCUUCUUGGUCAGUUUCUUCGUGGCUGGCUUCGCGUGGUCAUGGGGUCCUUUAGGUUGGCUCAUCCCCAGUGAGAUAUACCCGCUGGAGACGCAAAAUGCCGAUUUCUUCUUCGCCGUUGGCAUGAACAUGCUCUGCAAUUUUAUCAUCGCUCAAGUCUUGACCAUGCUCUGCGCCAUGAGAUCGGACUUCUUCUUCUUCUCUGCAUGGAUCGUCGUGACGGGCUGUUUUGCAACCUUCAUGCUUCCUGUGACAAAGGGCAUCCCUAUUGAUGAAAUGAAUGAGAGGGAUUGGAAGAAGCACUGGUUCUGGAAGAAACACUUCAAGGACGAAGAUGAAAACCAAAAUGUUGGGUUCUAAAAUCAUGUACUUGUUUGUUAGGGGUUCUAGUGUUGUUGGGUCUGAGAGGAAUGCAAGGUCGGUCAGGUUCACUAGUCUCUAGUCCUUUACUUGUGCAUUUUGGAUUGAAAAAUAAUCAUGCGCCUCGACAUAAUCCCUCCGACCGAGCUCUGUCUGUUCACAAUUUAAGCUCAGAUCACCGAAUACCAAGUUCGGUAGGACAC
This is a messenger RNA of Eucalyptus grandis, 960 nucleotides long. Its product is annotated as sugar transport protein 6. NCBI's taxonomy places the organism in Eukaryota, Viridiplantae, Streptophyta, Magnoliopsida, Myrtales, Myrtaceae. Gene Ontology annotation, biological process: transmembrane transport. Gene Ontology annotation, cellular component: membrane. The record is from RefSeq and is a predicted model, not a curated record. Gene Ontology annotation, molecular function: carbohydrate transmembrane transporter activity.